AUGUUUACACAACGAAGAGACAAAAUCGGGGGACAGAAGCGCCAGACGGCGAGCACAGCUAGGCCACAGGUGCGACAAGCUACGGUGACGAGUUUUUUCGGGAAAAAACCGGCCUCUCGGCGGCUGGCGGGAAGUUCAGAAAUAGCCGCCGAGACCGGGCGAUCGCCGGUGAUGGCGCUUCGGCAGCGUCAGAGACCGCUUUUCGAGUCGCAGGGGUCUUUCGACGAGGACGACAACGCGGGCGAAGCAGCAUUGUCGUUGCUGAUGCAGGAGACGCCCUUGCAAAACUUCAAAGCGCGCCUGCAGCCUGCGAAAAAAUCACCAGCAGCAGUAACAGCGCCCUCCACGGCGCUGCAAAGCAGUUCCAGUGGUCUAAGUGCCCUGAGUCGAUCCACAACGGCCACAAGCACUAGCAGUGCCGUUUUCGCGUCAGGAUCGGCGUCUGUCGCGGUCAAACGUUCGGCAGUGUCUGAGUUUUCGUUUUCCUUCAAAAAAAAACGGAAACCGGUCCGAGGCACGUCAACGGGGGCGCCUCACACGCCAGGCACGCUGAAGAGCGAGCCCGCACUCGAAUUGACCGCAGAACAGCGUCGUGUGAUCGAUCUGAUUGUCAACCAGCGCAAAAACGUGUUCUACACCGGGUCUGCAGGAACCGGUAAGUCGGUGGUGCUGCGAGAACUGGUCAAGCAGCUCCGGGCGCGCUACGGUGAAUCGGCGGUGGCUAUUACGGCGUCGACAGGCCUGGCUGCCGUCAACAUCGGCGGUAUCACUGUCAACAGAUUUUCGGGCAUCAACAUCGGUAUGGGCAGCGUGCAAAAACUGGCUGCACAGGUCAACCGCAACAAGAACAAUAGCGAGCGGUGGAAGCGAACUAGCGUGUUAAUCGUCGACGAAGUCUCGAUGAUUGACGGCAGGUUUUUGGACAAGAUGGACUACGUGGCACGAGACGUACGGCGAACGCCAAACAAGCCUUUCGGUGGCAUUCAGCUGGUUCUUACGGGAGACUUUUUCCAACUGCCUCCGGUUGCUGAUAGAGACCCUCGCGCAGAGAGGCCCACUUUCUGCUUUGAGAGCAAAGUCUGGAAACAAGCGAUCGACAACACUAUCCGUCUAACCCAGGUUUUCCGGCAAAAAGACCCUGAGCUUGUGGAGCUCUUAAAUAGCAUCAGAUUUGGCGACAUCAACCGCCAAAUCGUUCAGCAGAUCAAAAGGUAUGAAAGAGAAGUUGAAUACUCCGAUGGCAUUAUGCCUACAGAACUGUACCCGACGCGGCGCGAAGUUGACAUGUCCAAUAAGCGAAUGCUGGAUAGACUGGCAGGCGAGGUCAAGAUUUUCCAGGCACAGGACCAAACCACUAGCGAUAACCCGCAUCUGCUGAAGAUUUUGGACUCGUUGAUGGUUGACAAGCAUUUAGCAUUGAAGGAAGACGCACAGGUAAUGAUGGUCAAGAACGUAGAUGAAACACUGGUGAACGGUUCGGUCGGAAAGCUCUUGUUUUUCACUACUGAGCUGCUUUACUUGAAAAUAUUAGAGCUAUAUCCUUCUACUAAGCUCUCUGACCCGUCCCUAGUUCUUGAUAUGAGGCUACUGGAUCGGUGCAUCGGGCUAGCGCCGCACAACUACCCUAGUGACGUUCAAGCCGAACUCAACAACAGAUCUUUCCACAGAGCGGAAAAUCUAAGACUACUACUAAAAAUUGCCGAACGUGAGAACAAACUUUGCUCGUAUCCACUCAUUCGGUUUACAACCCCCACCAGUGCUUUCAGGUUCGAACUAAUAUCGCCCACGGAAUUCACGGUUGAUGUACCAGCUCAGAAGACAAGUGUCAGCAGAACGCAACUACCGCUCAUACUGUGUUGGGCAUUGUCCAUUCACAAAGCUCAAGGCCAAACAAUCGACAGAUUAAAAGUUGAUCUAAAAAAAGUUUUCGAGGAAGGCCAGGUUUACGUGGCUUUGUCAAGAGCGGUUUGUAAAGACCGCUUGCAGAUUGUAAAUUUCGACCCACGAGCCAUCAAGGCCAACGACAAAGUCAAGAACUUCUACAAGACUUUGGAGAUCGUUUCGGCAUGA
Molecule: messenger RNA, 2070 nt
Organism: Lachancea meyersii CBS 8951
Lineage: Eukaryota; Fungi; Ascomycota; Saccharomycetes; Saccharomycetales; Saccharomycetaceae
Source: the annotation of a GenBank genome assembly